UUCAAGCUUAAGCAGGUGAGUUUCAUUUCUAAAGUUUUCUUCUUAUCAUCACCUAAUUCUGGAUGUUAUUUACAAACCCAUUUUUUAUUCUUCUUCGUAUUCAAUAAAAAAUUGUUUGCAAUAUUUCUCCCCAUUUUCAUUAUUUAUACUGUUCAAUUUUAAAAAUUCAAGAACUAGAUAAGAAUAUAUGAGGUAUAGAAUGUCUAGGGUUUAGGGUUUUAGGAUUCAUGCAAAAAUGAUUGGGAGUAUUCAACAGAUUAAUUCUAUUACCCUUGUAGGUUCUUCUACACAAAGUACACUGAAUUUUAGAGUUGAACCAAUUAAGAAACACAAAGAACAAAAGAUUCCUGAAAACCCUAUAGCGAAGAGAAUUCAUAGAAUUUAUAGGAAGUCUCAGAAUAGAAAAGUUGAUAAUUUAGUUAAAGUGAAACCCACUUUGGAUAAUCCGAAAAGGAAUCAGAAUGGAAUGGUGAAGAGGAAACCUGUAGGAAAUAGUAAAGAAAAGGCUGCAGUUGAAGUGAGCAAGAAAGGGAAUUUUUCAAAGGAAACUACCAAGCACUCAGCAAAAUGGUUAUCUUAUGGGGGACGUUUACCGUUUAUUUUGCAAGUGUUGGAGAAUGAGGAUGAUUUAGAAGAAGCUUUGAAGCCCUGGGAGGAUAGUUUGAAUAACAAAGAGAGGAGCAUUAUUCUUAAGGAACAGUUGAGUUGGGAGAGAGCUUUUGAGAUUUUCAAUUGGUUUAAGAGAAAGGGUUGUUAUGAACUCAAUGUAAUUCACUAUAAUAUCAUGCUUAGGGUUCUUGGAAAAGCGCAGAAGUGGGAUUUGGUGGAGAGCUUGUGGAAUGAGAUGGUGAAGAGAAGAAUAGCCCCGACGAAUUCAACUUAUGGUACUUUAAUUGAUGUGUAUAGUAAAGGUGGUUUGACAGAAAAGGGGCUUCUUUGGCUGGAAAAGAUGAAGAAACAAGGAAUAGAGCCCGACGAGGUAACAAUGGGGAUUGUUGUUCAAACGUACAAGAAAGCAAGGGAGUUCGAAAAGGCUGAGCAGUUCUUUAAAGAUUGGUCAUCAGGUAAGAUGGUUAUCAAUGGGAGGAAAACUACUGCUGCAAGGAAAAGUUCUUUUUCACAAUCUAAUACCUGUUUUAGCUCGUACACAUUUAAUACGUUGAUUGACACAUAUGGGAAGGCCGGACAUCUUCAAGAAGCCUCUGAUACAUUUGCCCGGAUGCUAAAAGAAGGAAUUGUUCCGAAUACGGUGACUUUCAAUACACUGAUUCAUAUAUGCGGAAAUAAUGGUCAAUUAGAUGAAGUUGCAUCGUUGAUGCAGAAGAUGGAACAACUUCGAUGCCCUCCAGACACACGAACGUAUAACAUCCUUAUUUCUCUGCAUACUAAGCAUGAUGAUAUUUAUGCCGCAAUGAGCUAUUUUAUGCAAAUGAAGGAUGUUGGCCUGGUCCCCGACCCCGUGAGCUAUCGUACUCUCUUGUAUGCUUUUUCCAUAAGGCAAAUGGUUGGGGAGUCUGAAACUCUUGUCUCAGAGAUGGAUGCUUUGGGUCUUAAGAUUGAUGAAUUUACCCAAUCUGCUUUGACUAGAAUGUAUAUCGAUGCGGGGAUGAUAGAGAGAUCAUGGUCUUGGUUUGAAAGGUUUCAUCUUGAGAAAGAAAUGAGCUUGGAGUGCUAUUCUGCGAAUAUUGAUGCAUAUGGGGAGCGGGGGUACGUUCUUGAGGCUGAGAAAGCUUUUAUUUGUUGCAAAGGAAUGAAGAAAUUAAGUGUAUUUGAGUACAAUGUGAUGAUCAAGGCUUAUGGAAUAGGGAAGAAGUAUGAUAAGGCCUGUGGGCUGUUUGAUGAUAUGGAAAAGAAUGGGGUUUUGCCUGAUAAAUGCAGCUAUAAUUCUCUUGUGCAGAUACUAUCCGGAGCUGAUCUUCCAUAUGCUGCAAGGGUCUAUUUGCGGAAAAUGCAGCAGGUCGGAUUAGUAAGUGACUGUGUCCCAUACUGUGCAGUGAUCUCAAGUUUUGUGAAGGCAGGUCAAUUAGAUCUGGCGGAAGAUUUACUCAGAGAGAUGGUUGGAUUUGGUGUGCAGCCUGAUGUUGUUGUUUUCGGCGUCCUGAUAAAUGCAUUUGCUGAUGUUGGAAGCGUUACAAAAGCUAGUGGAUACGUUGAUGCUAUGAGAAAAGCCAGUUUACCUGGCAAUCAAGUUAUUUAUAACUCCUUGAUCAAGCUAUAUACGAAGGUGGGAUACUUGGAAGAGGCAAAGGAAAUGUACGACCUUCUUCAAUCAUCAAAAUCAGGUCCUGAAGCGUACUCGUCUAAUUGUAUGAUUGAUCUCUACAGUGAGCGUGCAAUGGUUACACAAGCAGAAAAGAUAUUUGAGGAUAUGAAACAAAGGGGGUAUGCAAAUGAGUUCUCAUAUGUUAUGAUGCUGUGUAUGUACAAGAAAAUAGGAAGAUUGGAUGAAGCUAUUGGGAUUGCGCAAAGGAUGCGUGAAAUGGGACUCUUGACUGCCUUGUUGAGUUAUAAUAAUGUGAUUUCGCUCUAUGCAUCAGAUGGUAGGCUGAAGGAAGCAGUUGAAACUUUUCGGGAGAUGAUUAAUUCGAGCAUUCAACCUGAUGAUUACACGUUCAGAUCACUUGGAGUUGUUUUAGUGAAAUGUGGAGUAUCGAAGGAUGCUGUUAGUAAACUCGAAAUAGGUAGGAGGAAAGAUUCCCAUAGUGGUCUGCAUGCUUGGGUGUCAACUCUCUGCUCUAUUAUAAGUAUAGAUGAUACUCGAAAGUCAUGUAAUAAGGCAGGAUUAGUCGAUGAGUUUGACCCUUUUGCAGGAAAUAUAAUGAGAUAUGAAGUUGGGUAGUGCUGUACUUAGAUUUUAUCUCAUACCUUAAGGAAAAUUAGGGUGGAUGGACACUCGUUUGCCUUUCUGCUUAGCGUCCAGUUAACUAUGAGGGGUUUUCUUCUAAAAUUGGCAUGGAGAUAUCAUUUAAAGGCCACUGGAGCUUCAGUUUGAUGUACAUUCUCCGAAUGGGGAUCAGCCUUCAGGUAAGCGUUUUGGGUGAUAGCAUUAGGGCCUAUGCGCGAAACCUUGGCUAGUAUAAGGAUGUAUUCCGCAGAAAUGGUUCCAGUUUGCUCCUCCAAAUUAUUCAAUUUGUCUCUGGUUGAAGUACUGCUGCGCAAUGGUGUUUAGGUAAUUACCUAUUCUAAACUUAGGAUAUUCAUAAAUCAUAUAUUGCAGCGGUUUUGCAGUUGUUUCGAUUUAUUCAGCCUAAACUAAUUGGCGUCUAGAAUUUUACCUUCGCACAGAAGAAGACUGAGAUAUAAGGGAUUGUCAAAAUGAUUAUUAACUGAAGGUUUAUAAUGCUGAAGAUGGGAACCCGAUAAUUCAUUUUGAAACUAAGAAUGAUAUAUGGUAAAAGAAGCAGACUUCCAACUGUUAAUAAUAAAGACCACCACUGUUGUCAAGAAACAGUUGAAGAAUUAAGCAAAUAUGGUUGAGAGAAAAGGAUGAUCUUGUGGGAGGAUGAAGCAAAUGUCAUGUGCAAGGACAGUGCAGUGCGCUCUGGAUGUAGAAACUAACUACUUGCUUUGUGAAGAGCAAGGUGGAAUUGGGCUGAGUCUAAAAUGGUGAAGAUAAAAAAAUUCGGCCCUGUGAAACUGUUCUGAUGUGGAAUCAAGGAAACUCUCACUGCCGCAUAAGGUUGCUGUCAGAGUGUUAUUCAUAUACCAUUUUCAUCCCUGAUUGAUUUUCAUGCAUAUCUGUCACUUCCUGCUUCCAGUUUUUUGCAACUUUCUAAGAAAUGCUGGGAGCAAAUCUCAUGAUGGACAA
This is a messenger RNA of Papaver somniferum (opium poppy), 3808 nucleotides long. Its product is annotated as pentatricopeptide repeat-containing protein At3g23020-like. The transcript is spliced from 3 exons. Gene Ontology annotation, molecular function: protein binding. Bases 236 to 2839 code for a protein of 867 amino acids. NCBI's taxonomy places the organism in Eukaryota, Viridiplantae, Streptophyta, Magnoliopsida, Ranunculales, Papaveraceae. The record is from RefSeq and is a predicted model, not a curated record.